This is a messenger RNA of Lymnaea stagnalis (great pond snail), 4261 nucleotides long. NCBI's taxonomy places the organism in Eukaryota, Metazoa, Mollusca, Gastropoda, Lymnaeidae. The record is from the annotation of a GenBank genome assembly.
AACUCACUUUGCAUGAUUAAAUGUUAGCUCUGAAAAUAAUAAAUUACUGGGCUAGAACCUAAUCAAGGUUUGUGCUCCAAAAACAUUACUCUAUCUUCAUUUCUGUGUUUGUAUUGUAUAUGUAUUGAUAAAUAUAUAUACUAGGUCUAAAUACUUGGGCUUUUUGAUAUUUGUAGAACAUUGGUCUAGUUGAUCUGGGUGUUAUCAUUCGUAAUGAAUGUAUUGCUGCGCCUUGUCUUAGUACAUGCGUUUCAAGCAUUCGUAACCCAAAUGAUUUCGUUUGAAAUUUUUAUAACAAGCAUUGCCAUCACAUUAUGCUGGCUAGGAUUUUUAAAAAUCAAAUUAGGAAACAAUGAAAUAUAUAUUAUUUUAUUCUGCAUUAGACACGCGAUAAAAGAAAAUGUUCGUUUAUUGACAUUUCAGACAUGGUUCUAAAGCAGACUCAAGCGUUCUAAAUGUUUACUUAUGACUGCAGCUAGUUUAAUUUUUUUUGUAAAAUGCCAUCUUCUCCUGACUAUGCACACGAAUGCUAAAACAUAGUGACUCGAAAGUGCUUCGAUCUUGAGAUGAAUUUUCAUUUCCAAUUCAGGAUAGCACACUAAUAAAAGAAACAAAACAAUUUGAAAAGUUCAACUACAGGAUUGAAUAGUUCAAAGGGAUGUAACUAUGAAUAAAAACUGUAUGAUCAACUCGCACCAUGUAAAUGUGGAGGAGACACACACAUAAAUUAACAGUCCCCCUUUUCCAUGUCGGUGUUGUUAACACAUUGAGCUUGACUGGCACCCUUGUCUACAUAUAGCCUGCUCCAAUGUCUAGUAUGUGACAGCCUACAUUCAGCCUGCUCCAUUGUCCAGUAUGUGACAUUAUACAAACAGUUUGCUCCAUUGUCCAGUAUGUGACAGCCUACAUUCAGCCUGCUCCAUUGUCCAGUAUGUGACAGCCUACAUUCAGCCUGCUCCAUUGUCCAGUAUGUGACAGCCUACAUUCAGCCUGCUCCAUUGUCCAGUAUGUGACAUUCUACAAACAGGUUGCUCCAUUGUCCAGUAUGUGACAUUCUACAAACAGGUUGCUCCAUUGUCCAGUAUGUGACAAUCGGCAUACAGCCUGCUCCAAUGUCCAGUAUGUGACAGUCUACAGACAACCUUCUCAGAUGUUCCAUAUGUGACCGCCUACAGUAUGCGAAGGGCUAAAAAGAGCUUGUUCCCAUGUCCAGUAUGUGACGACGUAAUGCUAUAAUUCAGAGGAACAUAAUAUGUUAAGCAAUAAUACUCUAAUCGUGGGGGGGGGGGGGGGUCUGCGCCUUUGCCCUAUUCACCUCACCCCCCCUUCCCCCAAUAGCACCACCAGACAAUGCCUAACAUGGAACCCACAGGGAAAAAGAGAGAGAUGAAGGCCUAAGAAUACAUGGAGACGCGAGCUAGAGACAGACACGCAAAAUAUGGGAUGCACCUGGAAGCAACUGGAAAGGAAGGCACAGGACAGUGAUGAGUGGAAAAUUCUUGUAGACGGCCUAUGCCACAGACGGGGUAGAAAGGCAUAAGAAAGUAAGUAAUAAUACUUACUUAAUAAAAGGUAUGGCGGUAUGACUACAUAUAAAUAACUUAUACUUAUAAUCGUUUACUCUGUUUUUAAGGGCAUUGAAAUGAUACGAAAGGACAGCUCCACCUACAGAGACGGUGCCGGAAGUUUUGAAGAAGGGCGCCAUCUGCGAGUGGCUGUAUCCAACAAGGGGCUGUCGGUGACGUCACUGCUUCUAGAAGAUCGCAGAAAACGGGAGCGGUUUGAGAAACAAUUGUUGAAUGUCAUCAAUGGUAAAAUGUCGUAGAUUUGUUGAAUGUCAUCAGUGGUAAAAUGUUUUACAAAUAAUAAAUUCUAAAAGUUCAAUCCUUAUGUCUUCCAAUAGGGCUUGUUGAUUUACAAUUAACAUGGUCAAAACAGUUGAAUGUUGUUGUUGAAAUAAUACGGCUAUAAAUGUUAUAUAAACUAUGAUAUACUUUAGGAGUAAUAAAAUACAAAUAACUUCAACGCAAAAUGUUAUUUUACAAUAACAUUAGAAGUUAUUGCCGAUAACCAAUGUAUUCCUAUCCAGGUGAUAUCCAGCUAUUCCCCCCCCCCUAUUUAUUCCUAUCAAUGUAAUAUCAAUCUAUCAAACAAUUUCUUGACAUCCAGGUAGUAUCCAGCAUAUCCCCCCAUUUCUUGACAUCCAGGUAAUCUCCAGCAUAUCCCCCCAUUUCUUGAAAUCCAGGUAAUAUCCAGCGCAUCACCUCCAAAACAUCAUUGGCUGCGUUCAAGACUACGGCACAUCACUACAAGCAGUUGGCCAAAACUCCCGUCACGUCAUGGAAGAAGACUCCCUCGUUUCUAAAAGAGAUCCGGAACCAGGCAGCUGAAGGUGAGCCAUUCAAUGUAAACUUCCCGUAACUUGAAUUCUGCGCCAACCUCUGGGGAAACGCCUGGGUGGUGGGGGAUGCAUUAUUUACGCCUUGCAGCAGUGGAUUUGUGGAAAAGUGGGGCAUAGCUUUAAAAAAUAAGAUGUGGAGAUUCGAAUGGAAUAGACGGAUUAUAUGUUGUCAAUACUUAUUUUAUUAUUAUUUUUAUUUACCAUUUUUUUUUUUUUUUUUUUUUUUUUUUUUUUUUUUUUUUUUUUUUUUUUUUUUUUGUGGGGGGGGGGGGGGGUUGAGCAUAUUUUCGUCUCCAAAGAAAAAUAGUGUAAUAUCCUUAGAAAUAUCUCAGGCAAAACUAAUAAGUCUGAGCGAUGUUUUUCUAAUGGAGAAUCAAUUUGUUUCCAGUAGGAACCAAUCAAUCCCUCUCAACGCAGCGGGUGUACCCAAAAAAUAACAUUAACAAAUAACCUCAUACGGCUUGGCGCCGGUGGCCCCGCACACUUUCCUUGCGUACGGUAUAGCGCACUGUUUAAAAACCGCCAUCUCAUGGGUUUACCAGCACAACUUUUCUGCGAUGGGAUUUGUAGCCGCAAGGCAGCAGAGGUUUGCAGUCGGUGUUUUCCCUUACUUACUUAUUUCAGCCGCCAUCCCAGGCUGACGGGGUCGAUCUAAGCGAUGGCAAAAACCAUUCAUGGCCACCAGAACGAUACUUUGAAAAUAAAAAUAACUAGAGCCUACGAACAAUCUAUUAUCGCUUUAAUACAUUUUUUUUAUCAUAAUUCCAGAUACCCAGACCGCAUUCAGGAACGCCAGAAAGUCAUCCGUGCGCCUGAUGCCGAUCCGUAUUGUACUUCCGGCAAGGGAAGUCAGCACCGCGAAGGACGAGGUUGUUCCACCUGCGCCUGUGACCAAGGAAGGCGAGUUCCCCCCGUCAAAGCGUCUGUCUAGGCUGUCUUCUUGUAAUGCCAGACGCCCCCACGGAAGCAUUGCGACUAUGUCGGCACUCUACAAGAUGCCCAGGUUAGAGAGUAGAGCAAGAGUGUUUUUUCGUGUUAGAUUUGUUUUACAUCUUCACGUAGCAUGAUGUACUCAACAUUCUUGUGAAUUUUCGUAAAAAGACAAGGAAAUUACUAAAUUUCAGGAAAGAUCACCGAGAUAAGUUUCUUAAAACACACCCUGGCCUGUUCCUAUAUUUUAAAACUAUCACGCUAUUGUCAAAUGCUCUUUUUUUCCACCAGCACAUACCUUUCAAAUUCUCUUUUUUUUUUCAUCCAACACAAUACUUCACUAGUACAUUCCCGCCCCCUCCCCGAUUAUUUUUGAUUUUCCCUUCACACAAUAUUUAAAUGCUCUUCGUUUUUUCUAGCACAAUAUUUUAAAAUUCUCUAUUUUCACUAGCACAAUAUUUUAAAACAUAUUUAUUUUCACAAUAUUUAAAAAUAUUCUUUAUUUUCAACAACACAUUUUUUGUUUUUACAAAUUUUUCAAUGCUCUUUAUUCCCUCAUAUGUUGUCCAAUGGUCUUUAUUCUCACAUAAGUUGUCUAAUUGUCUUUAUUCUCACAUGAGUUGUCCAAUGGUCUUUAUUCUCACAUAAGUUGUCCAAUGGUCUUUAUUCUCACAUACGUUGUCCAACGGUCUCUCCACAGACGUGACCCAUAUUCUUCUUCCCCAUGGACAUUUGAGGAGAGGAAAUGUUUUUUCACAACCAACUUUACUCCUCCUCAUCUAAGAAAAGAGUUACCUCUCAGCAUUGAACGCCAACUUGACCAAGACGUGGCCAAGAUUAACCAGAAAAAUUCGAUUGAGUGACAUACACACACACACACUUUGUUGGGUCUCGGAGCAAACAAACAAAAAACCUGAUCAACAUUGAUAG